Protopolystoma xenopodis is the source of this 768-nucleotide messenger RNA. Lineage: Eukaryota; Metazoa; Platyhelminthes; Monogenea; Polystomatidea; Polystomatidae. The record is from the annotation of a GenBank genome assembly.
GCUUCAGACCAGCCUCGUUUCACUCCAGAAACCGAUAUUUUAGUGGCCCGGCUUGUUGCCACCUGCCAGCAAGAUGCCGACCUUCUUGGCCUUUGCUCUCGCCUACUUCGUCGAGAUUUGGCUGCCAGCCAGGCUACAUUGGCUGCCGUCGCUGGGUGGCGCGCAUUGGCCCCUUUGAGGCUAGUUUGCCUCCUCUGCCAACGUUUGCUGGCCGAAAAGCCUCCAUUCAAGAUUAAUCUCACUGAGUUAACUGACCAUCAUAUUAAGUCAGCAGAUUAUUCCAUGCUAGUUCCUGAUCGACCGAUUCAAUCCUUGGCUGGAACAAAGACCCCAAGAAGUUCACGACUUCAGCAGGCAGUAUCACGAUCCUUAGCAAAAUUACACAGGCCAGAUGACUUCAUGACACAUUUGCCUCUUCAAGCAGGACAAGAUACAUCUGAACUUGUGACUGAAUUCGCUGUAUCGACUGUUAUUUUUCGAUGUUCGCAUGCUUUUCAUCUGACCUGUCUAACACGAGAGCCCACUCUUUCUCCUAAUUUAACCGCGACGUUGACUUGGUCUAACUCCCUUGAUAAGUCCAAUGAAGAGCCAGCUUCCACAACUAAACAUCUUACUCUCAACUCCGAUUCACAACGUCAUUUCCGUCCUGCUUGUCCGUUUUGUGGUGUCCCGAAUCCACAGGGAUCCGAAACUGAACUCUUCAUUGCAAGUGUUAAUAAUAAUCGCGGCGCGCUAGAUACUGCAAUUGCUCAAGAUCCUCUCGAUUAG